Messenger RNA from Aspergillus versicolor CBS 583.65, 1780 nucleotides. Its product is annotated as tRNA-dihydrouridine(20) synthase (NAD(+)). Gene Ontology annotation, molecular function: flavin adenine dinucleotide binding; tRNA dihydrouridine synthase activity. Gene Ontology annotation, cellular component: cytoplasm. The record is from RefSeq and is a predicted model, not a curated record. Bases 150 to 1475 code for a protein of 441 amino acids. Lineage: Eukaryota; Fungi; Ascomycota; Eurotiomycetes; Eurotiales; Aspergillaceae. Gene Ontology annotation, biological process: tRNA dihydrouridine synthesis. The transcript has a single exon.
CCCGAGUCACCAUCAAUAUUAUCCGGAUCAUUUGCCUUUUGCUGGACUAUUUCCCAUAUCUUAAACCAUUUUAGGCUGCAAUCCUUCGCAGCCCCUUUUGCUAUAUUCAGGACGCAAAGAAUGCUAUGCUCAGGUUUCUCCGCGCCGCGAUGACUUCUUCCCCGAAACGAGUUCCCAUCCCCGCCAACGGGGUCGACUACCGUGGCAAGGUUGUACUUGCACCGAUGGUGCGGUCCGGAGAACUGCCAUCCCGCCUCCUAGCUCUGCAUUACGGAGCAGACCUUGUUUGGGGUCCGGAAACGAUCGAUAAAGCGAUGAUUGGUACCUCGCGGCGUGUAAACCCCCGCAAUGGCACUAUCGAAUUCACCCGGAUGCCGUCGAACAGCAUUAAAAAGGAAAACGCACAAGAAUCCAUUAUAUACCGUAUUGAUCCAGUUCGAGAGAAGGGAAAGCUUAUAUUUCAGAUGGGGACAGCCUCGCCCGAACUGGCUGUUCAGGCAGGCAAGUUGGUCGCAGCUGAUGUAAAUGGUAUCGAUGUCAACUCGGGGUGUCCAAAGCCGUUCAGUACGAUGGGUGGGAUGGGCGCCGCAUUGCUGCGUACUCCGGAUAAACUUGUGUCCAUCCUUGAAGCGCUGGUCAAGGAAGUUGGCGAGCCAUAUCAGAUCGGCAUUUCGGUCAAGAUUCGUCUUCUCGAGACACCUGAACUUACAGAAAGCCUGGUGUCGAGGCUAGUACGAACUGGGAUCCAUGGCCUCACUAUUCAUUGCCGAACAACACCUAUGCGCCCCCGCGAGCGUGCAAUCCGGGACCAGCUCCGUAUGAUCGUCGAAACCUGCCACAACGCCGGUGUCUCCUGCGUCAUAAACGGAGAUGUUACUUCUCGCGACGAUGGACUCGCCCUGAUGCAAGAAUACGGCGCAGAUGGCGCCAUGAUUGCCACAGCUGCAGAGGCAAACUCCUCCUGUUUCCGGUCCGAAGCAGAUGGCGGCAUCGCUCACUGGCGUGAGGUAGCCCACACCUACGUCAAGUUCGGCAUGGAGUGCGAAAACCGCUUCGGAAACACCAAAUACCUCAUGAACAUUAUUGUGCCUGGAAAAGACAAAGAAUUCAAGGACAUCGCUCGGUCCAAGCAAGCAAAAUGCUACUUUGAUUUCUGCCACAUCCUGGGCUUCGAAGACCUCAUGCCCGCUGCUUUGAAGGUUGACGAUACCCUCAACCUCACCGAGAAGUCGAUUAUCAAGGCCGGCAACGAACCCACCCGCAGCAAAGCUGUUGAAAAUGCCAAAACCAACAACGACACUGCCAGGGCCGCGGGCGGCGGUCCGAGGUCCAAGCCCGCCUCCCCUGCCACUGCUGGCGGAAUUGGACCUGUUCGCACAAACUCCAUCCCUAAGCCCACGAAGACUGAAGAGAAGCCAGCGGAGGUGGACUCAUCCACUAUCCCAGCUCCCCAGAACGAAGGGCUGGCUGUCUAACUGCGUUCGUCUUCUCAUCUUUUUCUCUGUUAAGGGCAUAUUCGGCGUUCAGAUAUAGAUAAGAUAUACGACUAUGCGAUACUCGGUGGUUUCUUGAUUCCUUACUUGCAUUGUUGGUGUUGAUUUUUGACGAUUCAGUGUUAUGCUCUUAGAGGUUCGAGAUUCCCAUAGCUUAUCAUUUCAUAUAAUUCAAUCACAACAUAUCAUUUCCUAGGAAUGAGCAUUCAUUCUUCAGCUUUCGUCAAAAUUGGCAUUAGAGAGUAUAUGUACACCAAGACACCAUUGAGUUAGAUUACAGAAAAGGA